UUGAGAUCGCUGCUGGGUUUGUUUGCUUGGUUGUAUUUUUUCCUUGCUCAACUAAUAUGAAGACGCUUCUUCUUCUCCGGUUUGCAUGAGUACAACGCGAGGUGCUUCACAAAGCUAAGCCUGUUCUUCCCCUUGCACAGAGGGAAGGGAGGUACAGAGAGGUGCAACGACUUCCCAAGGUCACCGGGCAGGCCAGGCCAGGAUGGAUCCAGCUGCUCUGUGCCGUGGUGCUUCACGCUGGCGUGUCAGACAGCAUCAGGUCCCCCAUCUGGAGCGAAGAUGACCGCAAAGGGCGCAGAUGCUCACAAAAAGAAAAUUCCCCCUGCCCCCAGGAAGAAUUUGCUCCCAUUUGAUGCAGCCGGCAUGUCCCCGCAGCAGCGCUCGCGGUACCUGGCGUUCGUGGAGCCCACUGAGGAAAUAGUGAAAUCCAUACUGGCCUCUCCUGCCGUUGCAAUGGAGAAAAUGGCCCCGGAGUACAUCAAGCGUAGCGGCGACGCAGAGCAAAAAAAGCAGGCCAGGGUCAUCGGACUGCUCAAGGCCGCAGAGGCCAGGAACCGCCUCCGAAACUUGAGGCUCCGGUUUCAGGACUUAAGAGCGCAGGAGAUCAAUCACCUGAUAUCCUGCCAGAAAACUGCCCGCGGGGCGCUGAGGCUGGAGGCGUUUCUCCCGCCCCGCAAGAACAUGCAGAAACUCGCCGAUUGCUUGGACACGGUUCAGAGAAGCAGGGUGGAAGAAAUACUAGAAGAUAAAACUGGGGAAAUAUUCAUUCGCAGACCUUGAAACUUGGAAGGACCACGUGAGGAGGUGGCUGAGCAGGGAACGGGCCCUGAAGCGGGGAGGCAGUCAUCUCAGCUGCUGGUAAUUGCUAUCUAAUAAACUAUUUUGGUUUCUUCUCAUGUGCAUCCAAAACAUGCAACGCGUGGCAUGCUUGGGAAUGGGGGGGGUUCAGCGCCGGAGGCCGGUUUCCAGGCUCUUUUCGCACAGGUGUCGAUCCAAACCUAUCCCCCUGAAUUUGAUGUGGCUGUGUGUGGGUGUCGCUGAGGUUAGACCCCGACACUGUGACUUCCCCUGCCCCGAGGCGCUCACAUGAGCGGUCGCAACAGGAGACCCUUUAGUGUGAAGCCAAGCACUGCUUGGCACACUGAUUUGUCGCUUUUUCUGCGCCUGGGUGAGAAACCUCAAAACCACAUGCAGCCAUUUCAUGCAACGGCCGCUGGGCCUCGUCGUCGUACAACGUGUACAACAUCGUACAACUUCGUGCCACACCGCUGCUAGCUCUCCCCACCGGACUUGACCUUGCCCUCUGCCUCCCUGGCCAGUAGACAGGACAAAACUCCUAGGGAUGCUUAGAUCUCUCCCCAAAACACCCUGUAGAAAUCAGUAUUUCAAAUAAAAGAUA
This is a messenger RNA of Alligator sinensis (Chinese alligator), 1399 nucleotides long. RefSeq names its product LKAAEAR motif containing 1 (gene LKAAEAR1). The record is from RefSeq and is a predicted model, not a curated record. The transcript is spliced from 4 exons. Bases 280 to 780 code for a protein of 166 amino acids. NCBI's taxonomy places the organism in Eukaryota, Metazoa, Chordata, Crocodylia, Alligatoridae.